UGUUUAUCUUCUUGAAAAUAAAAAUCGUUGUCAUAAUAUAUCUUACUCUGGUUUUACCUUAAUUUAUAAAAUGGAUUUAAUGGAUGUGGACAAAACCUUAGACGAGUUAAUCGCUGAGAGGAAGGUGCGCAGAAAGCGUAAAUUUGUCGUAAUGGAUAAAAUUGACUAUUCGUACGAUAAAAGUUUGGAUGACAUAAUUGCGGAUAAAAAAAAGUGUGAACAAAGACCACGUCGGGAGCGACGUCGUUACGUUAAGUAUAAAAACCAACAAUCCAGACGCUGGGUUCGCAAAAAUCGAGUAAAGUCAACAACCAUGUCAAAGAAGCACAAUUAUACAUUGAUAAUGGUUUACAAUCUUGACAAAUACGUAACCAAUGAUGACCUUAUGGUUCUUUUUGAAGAUUUCGGAACUGUAAUGAAUUUGUGCAUUCAUUACAAUGUGGAUUCUGAAUCUUUAGGUAUAGCGCAUGUUAUGUUUAAGUAUAGAGAGGAUGCUCUAACAGCUAUUACUGUUUGCAAUGGUGUUAAAUUAGAUGGCAAGGAAAUGUUAAUUGAACUCUCUAAUAUAUGGAAUAUACGUAUUCCUUAUUUAGAUGAUAAUAGUCAAGUUAACCCAUAUAACGAAAAAGGUUUUAAUCGUUCAGGACCAUUUCGUAGACGUUGACUUAAUGACUAUUUUGACAAAACAACUAACUACUCUUCUGUAAUGCAAAUAAUAUAUAUUAUUUGCACAUAUAAAUAAAACA
Teleopsis dalmanni is the source of this 746-nucleotide messenger RNA. RefSeq names its product THO complex subunit 4A-like. Gene Ontology annotation, cellular component: nucleus. The transcript is spliced from 4 exons. Gene Ontology annotation, biological process: mRNA export from nucleus. The coding region runs from base 71 to 664 and encodes 197 amino acids. The record is from RefSeq and is a predicted model, not a curated record. Gene Ontology annotation, molecular function: mRNA binding. NCBI's taxonomy places the organism in Eukaryota, Metazoa, Arthropoda, Insecta, Diptera, Diopsidae.